Molecule: messenger RNA, 2221 nt
Organism: Spodoptera litura
Lineage: Eukaryota; Metazoa; Arthropoda; Insecta; Lepidoptera; Noctuidae
Gene: bru3
Product: CUGBP Elav-like family member bruno 3
Cellular component (GO): ribonucleoprotein complex
Molecular function (GO): RNA binding
Source: RefSeq, a predicted model, not a curated record
UAAAAAUAAAAAUUAUUAAAAUAAUACAAAAAAUAUCACUCAUAAAAACAGAAAUAAAUUCGCGUCAGUGAGAAAAACGGGGGGACGAGUGUACUGCCUACUACUGUUACUAUACCGAUCGAUAAUAUUACGCAUUACGGGGCGACUGUGAGAAGAGACGGAACGCACACAGACGCAGCUCUAACGCACACUCACACAACUCAGCCCCACCUCCUAAACACUCGCCCUCCGCGAAAAACGAAAGUAAACACGAGUGAGCUUUAAAAAAACUUGCAAACCGAAUUUAUAGAUUAAGGCAAACGAAGUACAAAGCACUGUGAUUAAAAAUUUGUGUUCAUUAAAGUCUGUUAACUGUGAUAAACAUGAUUGUGGGAGCGAAUAUGCGAAGUGUGAACCCAAUGUUGUUGGGUUACAACAUGCAAAACGUGAACAUGGUCAGUGUUCCUCAAAGUAGGGAGUCGAGCAUCGGCACGGCGCCGUCGACGCCGGUGCACAGCCACAGCUCCGAUCCCAAGCGCUCGUCCCCGCUGACGCCAGCGGAGCGGACGGGCGCGCCGCCGGGCGCGGGAAAGGACGCCGUCAAACUGUUCAUAGGCCAGAUACCGCGACACCUCGAGGAGGACGAUCUGAGACCCAUGUUCGAGGAGUUCGGCAAGAUUUACGAGCUCACGGUGCUUAAGGAUAAGCACACGGGCAUGCACAAAGGGUGUGCAUUUUUAACAUACUUCAAUCCUGAGAGCGCAUCCAGCGCUCAAACGGCUCUCCAUGAGAAACGGACACUACCAGGGAUGAACCGGGCAAUACAGGUGAAACCGGCGGACAGCGAAAAUAGAGGAGAUCGGAAGCUGUUCGUGGGCAUGCUGAGCAAACAGCAGACAGAGGAGGAUGUCCGUCAACUGUUCACACCGUUCGGCACAAUAGAAGAGUGUUCGAUACUACGGGGGCCGGACGGUGCGAGUAAAGGGUGCGCAUUCGUAAAGUUCAGCUCGCACCAGGAGGCGCAGGCAGCCAUCACGAGCCUGCACGGAAGUCAAACUAUGCCGGGUGCGUCAUCGAGCCUCGUGGUAAAGUUUGCGGAUACAGAAAAGGAACGACAAUUGCGGCGCAUGCAGCAGAUGGCUGGUAAUAUGAGUCUGCUCAACCCCUUCGUGUUCAAUCAGUUCGGAGCCUACAGUACCUACGCACAAGUCAUCACGGAACAGCAACAAGCAGCGUUGAUGGUCGCCGCGACGGCACAGGGCUACAUCAGUCCGAUGACAGCACUCGCCUCGCACGCUCUCAACGGCAUGUCGAACACUGUGGUACCACCCUCCUCGGAUAACUUCUCUGGACUAGCGAUAGGGACAGGUGGCGGGCAACCAUUGAACGGAGCCCUGCCAUCAUUGCCCUCUCCAACUAUGCCUGGCUUCAACAUGGCCGCUCAGACUGCUAACGGACAGCCCCCACCGCAAGAUGCCGUCUACACCAAUGGCAUACAUCAGACCUUCACUGGACCUGUUCCAGUAACUGCACAAGGCCUGCCCAACGGUGAGGCAGCAGCACUGCAACACGCGGCUUACCCGGGCAUGCAGCCCUUCCCUGGAGUCGCUUAUCCAGCGGUAUAUGGGCAGUUUCCGCAGCCCAUCCCGCCACCGAUGUCAACGAUUGCGCCUGCGCAAAGAGAAGAUUUUCUUAUGUUCCCAGGCUGCUCCAUCUCGGGCCCCGAGGGCUGCAACCUGUUCAUCUACCACCUGCCGCAGGAGUUCGGGGACGCCGAGUUGAUGCAGAUGUUUCUGCCCUUUGGCAACGUCAUCAGCAGCAAAGUAUUCAUCGACCGCGCCACCAACCAGAGCAAGUGUUUCGGCUUCGUAUCGUUCGACAACCCGGCGUCGGCGCAGGCGGCGAUCCAAGCGAUGAACGGCUUCCAGAUUGGCAUGAAGCGGCUGAAGGUCCAACUUAAGCGGCCCAAGGAUGCCAAUCGGCCUUACUAACCCAAGACGCCGUCCCUGCGCGCUCAUCGCGUGCCCAUGGUGGCGGCCGGAGCGCACGGCACGCCCGAGGCGCGCCAGUUCGCGUGUUAUCAACAAUUCUAUGGAAUUUACUACACAUUUAUUGUAUAGCAAAUAUCAUUACCUACAUACUUACCUAAAGAAUUAUGCAAGCCCACUCGGCGAGUAUACUAAAUUAGUUAAAAGUAAUUUAUUAAAUCAGCGCGUAGGAAUGCUUCAUUCUUAUCAUUAUC